Messenger RNA from Helianthus annuus (common sunflower), 1950 nucleotides. Its product is annotated as protein CHUP1, chloroplastic. Gene Ontology annotation, biological process: chloroplast organization. The record is from RefSeq and is a predicted model, not a curated record. NCBI's taxonomy places the organism in Eukaryota, Viridiplantae, Streptophyta, Magnoliopsida, Asterales, Asteraceae. The transcript is spliced from 4 exons. The coding region runs from base 215 to 1807 and encodes 530 amino acids. Gene Ontology annotation, cellular component: chloroplast outer membrane.
AAUCUAAAAGGCAUCAAACACAAACACGCAAUUAUCAAAGGUCAUUUCUAUCGAACCGACGUCGUUUUCAUGCAAAAACACUCACGGGUUUUCUUAAUCUGUUCAUAUUCUCAAACGGGUCUUUAUCAGUAACCCGAUUCAGGCGUAAGCGGAUGCAGAAGAACACCAUAAUUUGUUCUAAAGAUGUAAAACCGAUUAGGGUUUGAAUUUGAAAAUGGAGAAGAGAGAUGUGAGCCCAGUGAUAUUGAAACUUGGGCUUGCUUUAGCUUUUUCUCUUGGUGGGAUGCUUUGUACUUUUUUAACAAACAAAAGGAUCAAAGAUUCUAAAUCUGCAGAUUACAAGAAGAAUCCGAGUUUUGAUCCUUUGGCAACUGAUAAACAUAAUUCCUUGUCUGAUAAAGAUUCUUACCUUCUACCUGAAUUUAACGACCUCAUGAAAGAAUUCGAUUCAACCACCAUGAAAACGAACCCCAAGCUCCCAACAUCAGAUGCAAACUCACCGUCAAAAGUCAACUCGGUGGUCAAAACCGACAGCCACAAGCAAGAACUCAAGAAUCUAAGAAACAUGGUCAAAGUACUCAAAGAACGAGAGCGCAAAUUAGAACUUCAACUACUCGAAUAUCACGGUCUUAAACAACAAGAAACUACAGUCAAAGAACUUCAAAACCGUCUUAAAUUAAACAACAUGGAAGCUAAGCUUUUAUCGUUAAAAGUCGAGUCAUUAGAGAACGAUAACAAGAGAUUACAAUCACAAACAGCGGAUUAUAACAAAGUGUUAACCGAUCUUGAAUCUGCACGCGCCAAAAUCAAUGUUCUUAAGAAGAAGCUAAGAUCAGAAGCUGCACAGAACAAAGAGCGGAUUUUGGAUCUUCAACAACGUGUUGAAAAGAUGCAGGAAGAUGAACGCAAGGGUGGUGUCGGGAUUGAUUCGGAGAUUGAGUUAAAGCUUUGUAGAUUGAAGGAUUUGGAAGAGGAAGUCAAUGAAUUGAGAAAGUCAAACUUUGACUUGCAGGUUGAAAAAUCCGAGUUGACUCAGAGAUUGGAGCAUGUUCAUAUUCUGGCUGCAUCGGUGUUAGAAGAUCAAGACACAGAAAAGCUUAAAAAAGAAAGUGAGCAUUUAAAGAAACAAAACGAAGAAUUAACCAAGGAAAUCGAGCAACUACAAGCCGAUAGAUGCAGUGACGUCGAAGAACUCGUGUACAUGAGAUGGGUUAACGCUUGUUUAAGAUACGAACUUAGAAAUUAUCAGCCCGGACCGAGUAAAACAAUGGCCCGAGACCUCAGUAAAACAUUGAGCCCGAGAUCAGAAGAAAAGGCUAAAAGACUAAUCCUCGAAUACGCUAACCAAGAACUCGAUUUCGAUCCAUGGUCAAGUCCUCAAUCAUCUAGUCUCAUGGAUUCCGGUCAACCUGAUCAUUCACUGUCUCGUACGAGCAAUAAGUUUUUCGGGAAGCUCGUGAAGUUCUUAAGAAGGAAAGACGAAGCUGUCGUAGAUGAUCACAACCACCGACGUAAUCACAGCCAAUGUAGCUCGUCAUUAGAUACGAAUUCGUAUAGCGAUUAUCCUUUCGGGUAUUUAACGAAUUCGUCUAAGCACUCGAUGGAUUCUCGAAUGUCGUUUCAUAGGCAUAAAAGGAUUGAUUCCAUAUCCGAAGGCGGUGAUGUUGAUCAUAGUUUUUCGGGCUCGCUUUCUUCAUCGGACGGUCAAAAAUCCGAGCUCUUGAAAUAUGCAGAAGUUUUGAAAGGCUCGAACCCGAAGCCAACGACCAGAUAUCGCAGAAGAUCAACACCGUUUAGUUCGUUUUGAUUAGUUUCUUGGCCUUUAUAGCUUAAGUAGAAAUGUCAUUUGCAGAUUCUCUGUACAAUAUGUAUAUUAGCUGGUCAUAUUGUUAAAUCCAAAUAUUUAUAUUAUUACCUGUAUAUUUAUUCAUGAAAGACUUGUUUAAUCCA